This is a messenger RNA of Carcharodon carcharias (great white shark), 1951 nucleotides long. RefSeq names its product sclerostin domain containing 1a (gene sostdc1a). The record is from RefSeq and is a predicted model, not a curated record. Gene Ontology annotation, molecular function: BMP binding. The transcript has 2 exons. Gene Ontology annotation, biological process: negative regulation of BMP signaling pathway; negative regulation of Wnt signaling pathway. The coding region runs from base 36 to 704 and encodes 222 amino acids. NCBI's taxonomy places the organism in Eukaryota, Metazoa, Chordata, Chondrichthyes, Lamniformes, Lamnidae.
CACAACCUGGUCUUCAUUCUGAGAGUCCUGGAGCCAUGAUCUCACAGUCGCUUGAUUGCACUUUCUUUGUGAUAUCAUGCAUCUUUCUCAAAUGCUGUUUUGCUUUUGACAAGGGCGAUGGACAAACUAAAAAUGAUGCUACAGAAAUAUUUUACAAUCACAAGGUACUACAACAUGAUAAUCCGAGUAAUUUAACAUUAAAUCAGGCAAGGAACGGAGGACGGCAACCUAACCCUUCAGAUUUGAAUCUUAAUGAUCGAUCUCAAGUUGGCUGUCGUGAGCUGAGAUCAACCAAAUACAUUUCUGAUGGUCUGUGUACAAGUAUUAAUCCAGUGAAGGAGUUAGUGUGUGCUGGGGAGUGCUUACCGGUGCCAGUACUUCCCAACUGGAUUGGAGGUUAUGGCAGGAAAUACUGGAGCAGGAGGAACAAACAGGAGUGGCGCUGUGUGACUGACAAGACUCGGACUGAGAGGAUUCAGCUCCAAUGCCAGAAUGGUGGGACACGAACCUACAAAAUCACUGUAGUUACUUCAUGCAAAUGCAAGAGAUACACACGGCAGCAUAAUGAAUCAAGCAAAACCAACAUUGAAGAGGCAUUGCCAGCAAGCAAGAGAAGAUCCAGAGGCAAAAAAAGAUCCCGUAAGAUUCAUCGAGAGGAAACCAAGAAUAAAGUAAAUUGGCAUGAAUUGGAAGAUAAACAGUGAUUAUCUUUUGUCACCAUAUGAACUGUAUUUUGCAAAGUGGACUUCCUUUGUUGGUGUUCUGCAUUUAUUAAAACAAGCUUAUUCCAUAUGAGUUAGGUAUGAUUAAUUAAAGAAGGAUUAGUGCUAUGGUCCAGCAGAUAAAUAUUACCCAUCAGGACUCCUGAGUGAAAACAUGUAUGCUCAGAACCCUGGAUACAUUAAUGUUUUCAAUAGCUUUCCUUGCUGUGCACCUUUCACUUAGAAAUGACUUCAGAAAAAAGACAGUGGCACCACUUUUGGAUGCCUAAUAGAACAAAAGUUUAAUAAAUGGAUGUAGAAUAAUUAAGUUAUUCAACAAUGAUUAAAAUUAAUCCAGAUUACAGUUCCCACUGUUUGUAUAAAUCAAGCUUGGAAUUAUUUUGGUUCCAAUUAUUCUGGUGAAUUGUAUAUUUCAUCAGAUUAAUUGGUAACAGUUUAUGUAUAUAGAUAUUUUUGGGCAAAAUUCUAAUCUGCCUGGGACCACACCUAUGAUACUAAAUAUGUUAAUUUCAAAUCUUUUGUGCAUUUAUAAAUGUACAUCACUGGAUUUAUCUUUAAUGCAGAACAAGAGGUAAUACAAGUGUACAAAGUAAAUACAUCUGGUCAAUGAUGAAAGUUCAACUUAUUAAACCUACACCCUCCCAGUAGAAAGUUGUACCCAUUUCUGUUGUCCAUAUGGUAAUAAGGUUCAUUAACAUGAAAACUAUCAAGCCCUCAACUUUUAAGGCAACAAGACCCAAGUGUUUAUUUAAUGGAUGAGAACUAUAUAAGCUGAUUCUCUUUUUAAAUCUGAUGGAGGAGGCGUAUAUUUCAGCAGUUAAAAGAGCAUUUGUUAUCUAUUUAUUUUUUCAAUGUAGUUAUUUAAUAAGCAGUUACCUUUGGCACUAGAGAAUUAUUCAGCAUAAGUUGUUAUGGUUUUAUCAUGUAUCUAAAAAUAUUUUCAAGCUUUGUAUUGGAGAUCAGAAUAUAAAUGUAGAUAAUGUAGUGUACACUUUGAACAGCUAAUAGCAUUAUGGCUAUUCAAAUUUUCCAGCUUUAUCUUAGGCUUUCUUGUUGCAGGGCUUGAAGAGUAUGCUCUAAAAUUAGCUUUACUUAAUCAAUAAAUGAAAUGCAAAGGUGUUUAUCUUCUAUAGAAAUCCACUACUCUGAUUUAAACAAUUUUUUUGUCUUUUAGUGUCUUCCACUGAUGUAAUGUACUUCCUCACAAGAAUAAAAUUAUGGGAAAUAAA